Molecule: messenger RNA, 318 nt
Organism: Ostreococcus tauri
Lineage: Eukaryota; Viridiplantae; Chlorophyta; Mamiellophyceae; Mamiellales; Bathycoccaceae
Product: Ribosomal protein L17
Exons: 3
Coding region: 1-318 (105 amino acids)
Biological process (GO): translation
Cellular component (GO): ribosome; large ribosomal subunit
Molecular function (GO): structural constituent of ribosome
Source: RefSeq, a predicted model, not a curated record
AUGAGGACACUUCUUAACCAACUAGUCUUCACGGGGAAGGUGACCACUACCCUCCCGAGGGCAAAUGAGCUUCGAAAAGAAGCUGAUAGGUUGGUGACGAGAAUAAAGCAGGGCUCUACCAGAAACUCCCUCACAACCCAUGAGACACACCUCAAACUCACUUUAGAUUUGGCUAGAACAUAUGCGAAUCAUAGAGGAGGUUAUACGAGUGUUACGCGUCGGAAACGACGUAGUGGUGAUGGUGCACAGCUGGCCCGUGUUGAGUUUGUCCGCUUUGAGCGUCCGUCUCAAUCAGUUUCCUCAAUAGUCACUACAUAA